CGUGUUUAUUUCUGACGUGUGUCGGAAAAACUCAUUAUAUGUCGAAUGUCAUGUCCGUUGAUGCCUUUCUCUCUCUGGAUUUUUCCUGUUUUUAAUACUUCUCCUUCACCUCCUUCUCUCUCUCACUAGACCCAAGCACACGCGGUCGCAUCUUUGUAGAUACAGAGAGCAGCAUGUCUCGGGCGAGCAGCGAUGGCUUCUUAUUGUUUGAGUACUCUGCAGCAACGAGCAACAGAGGGAGUGACGCCUCUGUUCAUGGAAUAAGGGUGAGCAUUGAUCUCGUUUCAGCAGCGAGAAGGCACCUUUGCUUCCUCAAGACUCUCGUCAAUUCUCCAUGGCUUCUUCACACUCCCUCUCUCCAUCGAGCUAUUCGAAGGUAUCGGGACCUAUGGAUGCCAUUAAUUGCAGAGAAUUCAGGUAGCCGCACCUUGCUUUUGCCGCCAUUAGACAUCCAAUGGAUAUGGACUGCCCAUUGCCUGAAUCCGGUGGCUUUUCGGCGAUAUUGCGUUUCAAAGUUUGGGAAACUGAUCGAGAAACCUGCAAUUUUUGAUGAAGAAAAUGAAGAUUAUGCUUGGAAUCGAUGCAGAGGGGUUUGGGAGAGAAAGUAUCCAUCUCAGCGGUUUGAUCUCGAGGAGAUUGAUGCAAUGGAGGGUGACGAUCCAUCUGAUUUGAGAGUGGAUGGCUUGGAUCUCGUGUUGGCAUCUGGUGAGCUGAGGUCACUGUAUGCCAGGUUUUCUGAACCUUUCAUGGGGGAGACAUCGUUUCUGAUAGCCGCUAAACAUAGAUACAAGGGUUUCUUAUAUAUGUUGCAGAGAUUGGGAACGAAUGGGAGUCAGAAGACAUGCGUAGUGCCAACUUCCGAUAUACUCCUAAUGUGGACUACUCAUCAGACUUUUCCUAUAUCUUAUGCUGAGGACACGAGGGAAAUUGGAGAGAUUUUGGGGAAAGUGGUGGGGCAAUGGGGCUCAGGCACUAGUGAAGAUGUGAGGACCACGGCCAAGCUUUGGGAAAGCACAUUCGAUCGCCCCUAUCAGAAAGCAGGAGCCAGUUUUGAUAGGGUUUUAUUGAAACCCACCAUUUUCUCUGAGGUCUCUGCUGUGGAUAUCAACAAGAAAUGGAAGUCACUGGGUCCCAGAUUCUUAAUUGAGGUAUGCAUAUCUAUCAAGAGAGAUGGGGAAGAAAAAGGAGAGGAGAAAUGGGAAGAAAAGAACAAGGGCUCAUUUCUUCAACUAAGAUUCUUGAGAUGUCACAGGCAAUGCAAGAUUGACCCCCCAGUUUCAAGCUUACUUUCUAAUACACAAAAUUCAUGGCAACAAACAUGGCACCUACAAUGUGAAUUCGGCACCAAGGGAUUUGUUAUUGAACUCUGGAGAUCAAAACUUGGUUGCUUUAGGUCAAAUACUUUGCAGGAGAGACUAGUUUUCCUAUGGAACGACCUAUUACGAGCCCCUUCUCUCACUUUGAGUCGAGAAAUCGAGCAAAGUAUGGGAUCGAAGCUCAGAGUAGUGGCCUCGAUUACACCACCUAUACAAGCACCGUAUCUUCUCAAAUGUGUUCCAGAUUUAGUUACGGAUGAUCGUGGAGCCAUGGUCUCUGAUGUAAUUUUGCGGAUGAAUAAGUUCAGGCCGCAAGAAGGUCGGUGGUUGACUCGCACUGUGCUAGACCAUGCCGGGAAAGAAUGCUUUGUUGUUAGGAUUCGAGUUGGUCGAGGAAUUUGGCGACGCCGAGGCGAAGCUCCAGUGGGUGUGAAGUGGGAGGAGAGGAUCAUACAAGUGUGCCUUGGCUCAUGGUCUUAUGUUGCUGGUUCAGUAGGAAUUGCUCCCGGAAAUGUAGCGGGAACAGCAAUACCAAGAGAAGAUGGCUCACAAGAUCGAAAAGUAACUUGGUCUUUAUCCAACGGUUAUGAUUUUACGAUACAAUGUAAUCAGGAGCCCCGAUUCUGGCUGGAGAACAAAGAUUCACCCCAAACGGUGAGGUUAAUGAAUGGCAGAAAACUCCAUUACGAGGUCCAAGGAGCAAAACCUGAAGAGGAAGAGGGGUUCCUGACAAUGGCUAGGUUCACCCCCGACAGUCCAAAUGGGAAGGCUACAGCUUUGAUGAACUGGAAAUUAUUUGCCAUGGAAGUGUUACCUGAAGAAGAUGCAGUGCUUGUGUUGCUUAUUUGUACAGCCAUGGUUCAGACAAUGUGUGAAGCUAGAAGAGAAGAUGUGGGGAAUUUCUUGAUCAGGAAGAGGCUAAAAGAAGCAAAACGUGGGAGUAGAGAUUGGGGAUCAGUUACUUUGCACCCUUCAUCCUCUCUUUCUUCGUCCAUUGUGGAUCCAUGGCUGCAACCUUGGUAUUUGAAUGCUGCAAUGGUAAUGGCUUUGCCAGACCCUGAUUACAAGGGUGGUAGUCAGACAAGGAAUUCUCAUGUGGAUGGAGGCAAGGGUUUGUAUGAAAUGGGUCGCCUGCUUGCUUUUUGAUAACAAAUAUAGCUUUGGGGUGGACCUUUUUUGAUAGUGAACUUUUUUUUCCUGGUUGGGUUAGCUUUGGUUUUGAUGAACUGCAAGCUUUAGGGUUCGAAAUUGCGCAGGCACGUUUGGUUGGUUUGAAACAGUAAAAUUGCCUUACAUA
Amborella trichopoda is the source of this 2613-nucleotide messenger RNA. Its product is annotated as enolase (DUF1399). The record is from RefSeq and is a predicted model, not a curated record. NCBI's taxonomy places the organism in Eukaryota, Viridiplantae, Streptophyta, Magnoliopsida, Amborellales, Amborellaceae.